Contarinia nasturtii (swede midge) is the source of this 7412-nucleotide messenger RNA. RefSeq names its product protein unzipped (gene uzip). The record is from RefSeq and is a predicted model, not a curated record. NCBI's taxonomy places the organism in Eukaryota, Metazoa, Arthropoda, Insecta, Diptera, Cecidomyiidae. The transcript is spliced from 7 exons. The coding region runs from base 518 to 1972 and encodes 484 amino acids.
AAGUAUAACAAAACAGCAAACAAGUCUUACGUCCGCAAACACAUUAUUUGGAUUUAAAAUCAGUUAGAAUAACGCGUUCAAUGCGAAUGGUUUGUAGUUCAUCAAGCGAGCGAAACGAAAGAGCGAAAUUUGUUUUCGGUCGAUAUAUAUAUAUGUAGUCAAACACGAACCAAUUUUUUUUUUAAAGUAUUGUGUGCAUUCAAACUUAUUCAGAAUCUGUUCUUGGAUUAAGCGACUAAAAAUAUUGUGUGACGACCAACAUCGUCAUCAUCAGUCUAAUUAACUGAAAAGGAGAUAUAAUUUUUGUUGAAUCGAAUUGCAGCAGCCCUGAAUCAAUAGACAAAUAAACGCACGAAUUUGAAUAAUCAUAAAUAAUUGCCUGGCCAAGGCGGAGGCGGAACAAAAUCUUGCAAAAUAAGAUCAAAAAACAUUGAUCGAAAAUAUCAAAUUCCUCAGACAGAUUUGCUGGACAGAGAAAAGUCAGACAAAACCGAGAAAAUUGAAAUACGAAACAAAUAUGAGGAUAUCAAUAUCGAUAGCCGUACUUAUCGUUCAAUGUUGUAUUGUAGCGAUACAAGCAACAACAAAAAGUGUUGCACUGUAUAGUAAUCAAGUUCGCCAAUUGGUUACAUCAAAUACAUUGGUAUGGCAAAGUUUUACCGGCGAUCAAAAACUAUUGGAAUUUGCUGUUGAAGCAGCCAAAUAUCAUUCAGAACAAGAAAAUUAUCCGAUUUAUGUCUGCCGGGCAACCGUUGAUGGUAUUACAGUUACCGGUCAUACGCAGAAACGUGAUUCACGUACCAUUUGUAUUGUAUCGAUGCACACAACACGUACACAUCUUGUAUUUGAUGUGCUGCUAAACAAAGGUGACGGCGGUAAAUUAACCUGGAAACCUUGGAACAAAUUCAUUCCAGUCAUUCCAACUGGAGCGGUUAGCGCCACUAGUGACGGACAUGUGGAAGAUAACUAUGUGGCACGAAGAAAGGCGAAUGCAGACGAGGGAAUUGAACAGCAUCAUCAUCAUCAUCACGGCGGAAUUGAUUACAAUGUCGGACACUUUUCGCCUAACAUCAAAAUUGGACGAAUCGUUGUUUCUGUGAACAAUGUAGAAAAGGAAUACGAAGAUGGUGAAAUUUUAGUUGAAGCCGAACCAAUUCGUUAUGAGUUGCGUGACAUUAAAAAGGACAAAUGGCGCACACAAAUCACACCAAAUGAAACAGUCUUGGGAACUGCUGUACUCUCAAACAAUGGCGAAGGCAGUAAUAUAGUUGAAACGGCAAUCAGCUAUAAAUUUAACAAGACCGUUUAUUGGGGAACAGUUGAAGGAGUUGGACGCGGUCUACCAACCGAAGUUUUGGAAAAUGCCAAGACACCACCGGUUGAAUUGGUCAAAGGCUGGGGUCUCAGAGAUAUUCAACCGACUACAGAGAUUAAGCAAGUGAGUGCUAGUUUGUUACCAGGGACGGCAAUGAAUGUUACAUUAAAAGGAAGCUAUACGAAAAUGGAAGGGCCAUACACGGCUAAAUUGAAAUCAUACUAUGCAGAUAGCGAUGAAACAAAAACCAGAGACAUUGAAUCAAGCUUCCUGAUUGAAGAUAUGUUUGAUGUGACAUUCGAAUACGGUCCUAUUUAUUGGCAACAUAAUAAUACAUUUGUACCAACCACAACAACAACAACCACCACGACAACAACAACUACGACCACAACCACCGAAGCAAGUACGACCAAUAAAAAUAAAGAUCCGGUAAUUGUGAGCCGUGACGGUUUUAUUGAUAACAACGAUAUUCCGGGUGAUGCACCAGAUGCUGCAACAGAAGCCAAAUAUAAGCAGCAAAGCGAAACGAAUAGUGCAAGUGUUGGCGGUGGUACGAGUUCAGCAAGUCGAUUCAAUAAUUUGGCAUCGUCUGUGAUUUGUAUGGGUUUAGUGGCGCUAUUCUUUUCUAUUCGACACACAAAUAUGGUGUUUAAGUAAGUAAUAUAAAUUAAUUUAGAAUUAAUAAAUAAACAAACAAUGAGUAAACAUAAUGUUGGAAUUUUCAAGAGUAUUUUGCCUUUUUUCCCACAAAUUUGGCAAAUAUUUAGACAGUUUUUUUCUCUAGAAAUUAUGUAUAUGAGUGGUUGGGCUGGAGCUAGAGACAAACAAAUAAACAAAAAUAAUUAGCAGAACCAACACAUAUAAAAUCAUUCGAAAACAAAUAAUCAAAUCAAGUGCACCCGCAAAAAAAAAUACCAAAAUGUGUCAAAUUGUCCCAGAUUUAAAUCAAAUUAAUGCUAGACGAAUAUUAGAAACGACCUAUUUUUUUCUUAUUGGCACUAGAGAGCACAAGCAACAACAGCUAAAACGAGUGUCAUCAUCAAAAUUGGCCAAGCAACAAUAUUACUUUUUGAGUGUGACUUUUCCUCUGCCAUAGUUCAAACAUUUAAAUGACAGAUUUAAAAUAACUUAAAAAAAUGGCUUCAUCAAAUGGCAUGUGUGUGUUUAAAUUUAAAGCAAAGAAGAAAAAAAUGAAUCUCAGCCUUUAGUUAUAUGACAUAUAGGAAAACAAUUUCUCAGCGGGCACUGACAUGCGUCAUUUGUGAAUUAAAUGGCAAAAUUGAGAAUGAAAUAUAAAUGACACAUGACAACAGUAGCGAGAAAAAAAUGUCACUAGAUUACAAGGUCAUCAUCAUCGCCGGUAAUUGUGUAUAAGCACUUAAUGGAAAAUUGAAAACACAAGCAAAUAUAGUACAGUGAGUGUACGUGAUAACAGCGUCAAGGCUGUCGCAAAUGAUGUUCGCGUUCUUUUUAUUCCAGUGAAAUCACUGGGGCAUAAGAUGAUAAUUAUCUUCCUUUUGUUUUUGAUUUUGUUGUUUCGUGAAAGUUGAAUGGAUUUAAAGUUUUCUUUAAUCUUCCAAGCCUUUUGAUGGAAUUUGUUAUUUAACUGAGACGAUCCAUCAAAUUGAGACAAAGAGAGAUGGAAUAUGUCACUCACCACAUCUCAUUGAUGUCAUUUUUCCACAGCAAAUUGUGCUAGAAUUCAUUCUCAGGCGUGUACACGUUUCAAUCAUAUAAUUUUUUGUUUCUCUAUGGUUUAAAUAGUAUCGAAAUAAAAGACAUAUUUAAACAUAAAAGAGAAGAAACAAACAGCAAGCGUUAUUGUUAUCGCUAAACGAUAUUCUAUUGAUGCUCUAACAAAUAGCUGAGCGAGUGAAAAAGAAACGCACGCGUAUGCACCACCCUUCAUCAAAAUUAAGUGAUUGGCUAAAUGCAAUGCAAUUGCUAUUUGUUGCACGCCACACAAUCUUAUUGUUUGAUUUAAAAGGCUCACAACAAUCUCAAAGAAAAUAUUGAAUGAAAAUCAUUUCGCAUCCAAACAGUUUUUUUUAAAUUCUCUGUGUGUAGGAGCGCGCAUUAUUUAAUCUUGACUACCUCUCUCUCUCUCUGCGUGUUCAAAUGUGAAGGUUAUUUUGAUUCAUUGUCACUGCUGGAUAUUAUACAAUGAAUUCUUUUGUCCGUUAAAUAUUUCAAUUUCCAUGCAUCCAUUGUGACAAGUACGCAAUUCCAUGCAAACAUUAUCAUCAUCAAUUGCGUCAUUUAUAUCAAAUAGAAUUAAACGGAAUGAUGUUACGUUUGAAAUGAGAACACGUGUGCGCACGCGCGCUAAACAAAUCAACACGCACGAAGUAAAGAGAAAGAAAGCGUGCGCUUAUCACCCCAAUAAAUGAUCAAGCCAACAGUUGGAGAGAGAGAGAGAGGGAGAACAAAAGCAUUUAAAAUCGAUUCUAAAAAAAGCGCAUAUCAUUUAUUUAGAACAAUGCAAAUGGUGACAAAUUUGAGCAUUUUUUCUUCUUCUCUUUUUCAUACGAAAAGUAUUAGAAUCGUUUAGAGCGCUUGAAUACAUCAAACAAUAUUAUCACGUAAUUCAUGUAAACAAAAGCGCAAAUUCACAUUCGUUUUCGUUAAUUAUGUCAAAACAUUUUAAUAUUUUUACAUCUAAAUAAAUUUAAGUGCGCAAAACAGGGAGAGUGAAAAGAGCACAUUUUUUUAAAGAAAAAUUCACAUAUACUUGCACACACACAUACAGACUUCAAAUAUUUGUAGUCAAUAAUAAAAACGGUAAAAAUGCAAAUAAAAAAAAAAAUUACAAAUGGAAAACGAACGAUGGCCGAUGAUAAAUUCGACAAAAAGAAUGUUACUAAACAAAAAGCGCCGACAAAAAAAAUUGACACAAUCAAUUGUAUCUUGAUCAGGACAAUGACACAACGUAUAAAUAAUAAGUAAACCACGACAUUGAAAAACAAAAUGCGAACGAAAAGGAAAAAUGAAAAGAAUUAAAGUGUAAAUAGAAUUUGCAUUAGGUUUGUAAUAUAUAAGUGUAAUAUGGGAUUUAGAAGAUAGAUUUAAAAAAAGAAACAAAAUACAAAUAGCGCGAAAUGAAACAUUUUUUCUCUUCUACUUUAAACAGAUUUUUUUUUUUUGGUUUUUGUUAUCAACAUUUAUUUUAAUUUAUUAAAUGCGAAUAUUGAGACAAAAACGAGAGAAGAACUAGAAGAUAAUAAGCAGAAAUGAAAUUGAACUGUUAACAAUUGUGUGUAUAAUCCAGAUUAAUUAACUUAUUGGACAAAUUAAGAAACUAGAUUUACAAUUUGGAACACUUUUAUUUUAUUUCUCAAAACACAUACACCAAGUCAAAUGAGAAAAGCAUUCAAAAUGUUUUUUUUUAAGCUAAUACAAUAGAAAUGUUGUGGAAAAAAAAUUUGCGAGAAAAAAGACCACAGCAAAAACAACAAUAUUCAAUGAGAAAAGAAACUCCCAACCAAUAUAAUCAAACUGUUUAAGCCCCAAAACACAUGCAGCUUUUGUUAUAUAUGACAAAUACUGAUGACAUUGUAACUUUAUUUUUAAUUUGUAUGUAAUAAUUGUAGCUUUUUUUAAUUUUUAAAAUAUACAAUCAUUAUAAAUAUACUCUUUAUUAUUAUUAUUUUUUAGUAUUUUAGUUCAAUUUUAACUGGAAACCCCUUAUCUUCGCCCUUAUUUUGCCUGUCUUAGAACUUUUGCGAUAUAAAUAGCUUUCGUUGCUCUCCCAUUCUACAUACUAAACACUGUACUAGCAAAAAACAAAGCCGAUCUAAACUAUCAGUGGGAUGCGCUUGAAAGAGUGCAAAUGUUCUUCUGGUAUAGAAAUUAUUGUUAUGCAAAUUUUUUGUAAAUUUUCUGAAUGGGUUUUUGAAAUCAAAAGUGUUAUCAAUCGAAAAAUAUUUCCAGGAAUGUGUGUAAUAUAUUUUAUAUCGAUUUGCGCCUUUUUUUAAAAACAUUCUGGACAUUUUCGAGUUAUAGCAAAUUUCUAUAGUUUUAUUUUAAAUUAGAAAUUUUAAAUUGUCUUUAGUUCAAACGAAUUUAACAGCUGACAGUUUGGAUCACAUUGUUGACGCUAGUACAGUGAAACUUUGUGUAUGCAUUUCGCUUAAACAUAGCAAUUUAUUAUAGCUAUUUGCCUUAUUUUACUAUAUACUAUAUAUACUCCUCAAUGUCUCUUUAUUUUGACGCUUUUGAUAUACUUAUAUAUAUAUAUCUGUGUUACGAACCAGCAACAAAACUGAAUGUGCGUAAUUAAAUUCAAGCACAAAAAAAUAGUCUAUAUUCCAUUUCAUCGUUAUGCAUUUAACUAAUGGUGAUUGAUGCGAUCUGAAGCUACGAUACAGGUAAGUGUUAUUGAUUGUUUUAUGACUCAAACCGCAUGUACUCUUGUAUAAAAUCUAUGCAAGUUUCAAUUAUACCAGUCUAGUCUAUGCUUGUAUUUUUAGUUGUUUGAAUGUUCGUUGGCAAACGUUAAUGUAGAUAUCGUUGCUUUCAUUAAUUUUUGCAUAAGAUGAAGUCGUUGUUUCAUUGAUUUUCAAUCGAAAUUCUUAUGCAAUUCCAAUUUUUCGUCAUUGCAUGAUGUAUGUAAGUCAACUGAAAAUUCUGUCAGACAAGAUUAAAAUGGUUUAGAUGCAUUAUAUUGAAGCUUGUUCACCAUAGACUAAUUAUAAAUGAAAGACGCACACAAAUAAACCAAGUUGAUCAAGAAAAAAAAGGAUCCUCGAUUAAAGUUUAAUCAUUAAACUCCAAAUAGAUUAUGCAAAGAGUUCAAUUGACUUUGGUGCAUUAAAAUAAAUUGGCGAAUGAUUUCUCGGAUGCACACACGCAUAACACAAGCACCAUUCAGUUACCUGCGUAUAUUCAUGCCGUUCGGUCAAACGACGAACAGCAUAGUUUGAUGUGAAUUGCAAACAUAAUCUGAUAUUUCCGACCAAUUAUAGUUGAUGUACAUUGUAUUACAUAUAUUCUGGAAUUAUUUUUUCUUCUUCUGCUGUUUAUGUGCUCUCGGUUAUAUUUUGUGAUGAGAGAGAUAGAGAGAUGCUUUUGUUUUCAGCCACGCACAUUUAAUGUGUUUAAGGAAUUCAUUUGAUGGUCUUUAUUUGGAGUCGGAUUUAUGGUACCGAGAGAUGAAUUCAGUAUUAAGAAAAGUAUAGAUGUAAAACAACACAAAAAACAACUUGAAAUUGAUAUGUGCAAUGUGUGCGCUCCACUAACUCCUCGGUGUCGUUAAUUCAUUUUAAUUGAAACGAAUUGACAUUACUUAUGGCCAAUCUUUAAAAAAAACGAUGAAUGCGCGCACGACACAAAAAUACAGUACAGACAAUAUAAUUGCAUAUAGCAGCAAGUAACAUAUCGCAUUUCUUCAGCAGCAUGCCUUCAGCAUAUUAUUUCUUUUAUUCAGAUGCAGUUGCGUUCUUUUUUUUCAUCAUUUGAUGAAAUUGAAUACAUAAUUAUGAAAUGCACAUCCAUUGACGCGACGGCCGAUUUCAGUGAUGCCAAACAACGGAACAUAAUUGUUUGUGAAGGUGAUGUGUGUGCCCGCGUGAUCAGAGAGACAUUCAUUGUUACCAGACAUGAUUCAUUUUUUUCUUCUUCAACAUGAUCAACGUCGAUAAAAAAAAACAUUAUGCCCGUUUCAAGCCAGAUUAGCAUGGAAUGGAAAAGAUAACUUGUAAAACAAUAUUAUUAUUUUAAAUUGCCCCGCAACACUAGCAAUCAUUUACAAACUUUUCGCACAAAAGAUUUUUUUUGUUUGUUGCAUUUUGAGCUCGUGCCACACAAUUUAAUGCAUUUGCAAAUGCGGUGGUUUUUUUCGAAGUUUUUUUUUGUACAGAAUGACUUUGGCCAAAACGUAUUGAUGCACACAUAAUUUCUCAAUGUCUUUGCAAUAUAAAAAAAAUACGAUUUAUUGUCAUUCAAAAUCACAAUUAGUUACAAUAUUUAUUAAUGUAAUAAUUGUCUUGUACACUAAUUCCAGUUAUAUGUGAGAAAUAAUUAGGUUAAAUUUUUUGGAAUGGCGAAAAAAAGAUGCAUGCUUUGAUACUGUAUAAAUAGCUUGAUUAUGCAAAAAAAA